Messenger RNA from Acanthopagrus latus (yellowfin seabream), 564 nucleotides. RefSeq names its product guanylyl cyclase-activating protein 2-like. Gene Ontology annotation, molecular function: calcium ion binding; calcium sensitive guanylate cyclase activator activity. Lineage: Eukaryota; Metazoa; Chordata; Actinopteri; Spariformes; Sparidae. Gene Ontology annotation, biological process: visual perception. Gene Ontology annotation, cellular component: photoreceptor inner segment; cone photoreceptor outer segment. The transcript has 4 exons. The record is from RefSeq and is a predicted model, not a curated record. Bases 1 to 564 code for a protein of 187 amino acids.
AUGGGCCAAGAAGAGAGCCACAGUGAGGAGAUGGAUCUGGCUCAGAUUCAGGAGCUGUGCAUCAUGUUCAUGAAGGAGUGUCCGAGCGGCGCCCUGCACCUCCACGAGUUCAAGAGGAUCUUCGGUGUGCAGAGCAGCUCAGCAGAGGAGUCUCUCUACAUCGAGACGAUCUUCAACUCCUUCGACACAAAUCGGGACAACAGGCUGGAUUUCAUCGAGUACGUAGCAGCACUUCAUCUGAUCCUGAGAGGGGAUCUGGAAGCCAGGCUCAAGUGGUCCUUCAAGAUGUACGACAAGGACGGGAACGGCAAGUUGGACAGACAGGAGGUGAAACGGCUCAUCAGGAUUAUUCAUAAGAUCAAGCUCCAGCGGAGUGAAGUCGACAUGACGCCGUCCGAAAUCUGCGACAGAAUCUUCGAGCUGGUGGACCAGAACCAUGACGGUCAGAUAACUUUGUCCGAGUUCAUGGAGGGAGCUCAGAAGGACGAGUGGGUGAUGAACCUGCUCAAGCUGGACGUCAACGCCACCGGCUGGGUCAUCCAGAACUGUGGGAGGUUCCCAUGA